Molecule: messenger RNA, 5117 nt
Organism: Linum trigynum
Lineage: Eukaryota; Viridiplantae; Streptophyta; Magnoliopsida; Malpighiales; Linaceae
Source: the annotation of a GenBank genome assembly
UGUCCAUGAUCACCCAACCUCCUUGUGCUUAAGGCUAGAUCUGAAUGCUCCUUCACCUUGAUAGUCCUUCCCAGUUUGAUGAGCGAUCAAUGCGGGUGAGCGUAAAGAGAGAGCCCACAAGCGAUCAAAAUCGACUCCAACCAGCAAUCCAAACGCAACCAACCUACAACAAUCUCAUCAGGAACCAAUCAGUGCUCCCCUGCACCCGCCCACACCCAAGACUGAUCCCAGUUGUAACAGUAAUUCUGAGUCACAAUGUGCAGUGAAAGGUCUCUGUACUGUAAAUGACCCAUUAGUGGGUUUUCUUUUUUCAAUCAAUAUAUAAAUAUAAUAUAUUCAACUAGCUUUAUAGAGAUGAUCUAUGUAUUACGGUCAAAAUCGGUCAAUAACGCCGAACUCGCUUACUCGACCGGUCCAACGGGUAAUCCGGUUGACAACCUUUGCCCAAGUUGAUAUUAUGAAACGGUCCAGAGUUCGAACGGAACUAGGCCAAUUAGGUCCGGUCCACAUAUAAAUUCAAAAAUAUCGAAGCGGUCGUUCCAUUCCAUCCCUUUCUUUUAGGGAUGGCAAUGGGUCGGGUCGGGGGCGGAUAGUGCAUAUCCGUUACCCUACCCAAAGUAGUUCGGGUUUUACCCAUACCCAUACCCACAUAAGAAACGGGUAGAAAAUCGAAACCAUGCCCAUACCCGUUCGGGUUACGGGUAUCCACGGUUAUCCAUGGGUAAUAGUUUCUCUUUAUAACUUCAACCAAUAUGUUAAUAUUCAUAUGUAUUCUCACAUUACGUAAGACAAAAAGGAUGACAAUAAUACACUUGGAUGAAGAAAAUGCAUUAAAACAACACAAUUUCAUGAAAAAAUUAUAUUUAUAUGCUAAAUAUAAAAUAUAUUAGAGAAAAAUAAUGAUUAUUUCUAGACAAAAUACAUAUGCAUGUGUAUAUCGGGCGGGUUCGGGUUGGAUAGUGAGAAAACCAUGCCCACCCAGUACCCGCAAUAUUCGGGUUCGGGUUUUACACGUACCCGCUAAAAGUCAUUCGGGUUCGAGUUUUACCCACCCGACGAGGUCGGAUUCGGGCGGAUAUCCACGGUUACGGAUAUUUUUGCCAUCCCUACUUUCUUUUCUUUUCGAGGGUUUCCCAAAAGGCGAAAAUCGGAAAACCCUAGAAGGAGUACCCACCCACCACCAUCGCUCGUUUGGCUUGAUCUUUGCAUCCACCGGCCGGCCAUCCAUCGAUCGAUUGAUCCCCAUGGCUUCCUCCGAUGUUGAUGAAAAUUAUCCUCCGCUGACCUACUACUCCGACAGAUACUGCGUGACCUGCCGGAGACUCGACAAGACGGAGAUGAAACCAAAGCCCGACGACGAAGAGUAUCUACUUGAUGACGAAACUUUCUGCGACGAAACUCUAAGGCUACAUGUCAUCAACUACCGGAGGAACCAGUAUACGAGGAGUUAUUUUGAUAUUGAUUGCCCUCCAAAUUAUGGCGGCAUUGGUGGGCAACCACACCCUGGAAAGCAUUAUGCGAACGACAAGUAUUUUCAAGAUACGGUUAAGGACUGUGCUAGGUUCGCGGUGAAGACAUGUAAUGAAGAAACCAAGGUGAAGGGGAUUGAUUUGGAGUUUGUGGAGGUUCUGAAUGUUACUGCUGAAGGUCCUAAUUGGAAGAGAUUUUACAUGACUCUCGCCUGCCGCAAUCGGGUUAAUGGUAAGCGGAAAGGGAUCUCUGAAGCUGCUGGUGGGGAUACUAGUGAUGACUGUGUGAUUCAGAGCUACAAAGUUGUGGUUUCCUGUUGCUAUUGGAAAACGGAGUUGAAAAAGAUGCUGCUCUUCAAGGACCCAAAUGGGAAACGUACGUAUUCACUACUUCCGUCAAUUGCAUCAUAUACAGUAUGAUCUUUAUUACUACCGCGUAUGUGUUGAUCGCCUCAAUACUCAAAAGUCCGGUUGUGUUGAAUGCUAUGUCUAACUGUAGUUGGUUUUUGCAACUUGGUCGAUUGACAUGCACUUCGUUCACGACUAUUCUCUGUGUAAGUUGGUACUUGAACUUGACUCAUGCAUAUUUAGGGAUAGUGUAAAUGAAAUGGAUAGUAUUUUCUGUAAGAUCUGUAGUAAGUGGUCUUUCUCAUCAUUUAUGUGGUGUUGUGCAUUUCGUGUGUCGGAAUUGUCAAUAAGAAGUAUCAUUCAUCUGAAUAAAUAAGGUAAGUGGUCUUUGUCAUCCUUCAUGUGAUUUGAACUUGAUGUCAAUGUUCCUGUACCUUUACACCUCUGAUCUUUUGUUUUGUUUGUUUGUUUGGCUAAUAUAUGCUCAUGGUUGGUUUUGUAUACAUGGAAAUAGUGUUAACAAUGUUGUCAAUUUGUUUUUUAAUAAAAGUUGCCUAUCCCUCUUUAUAGAUUUGUGGGAGCCGGCGGAUCCGUUUUGCGACCGAGUUAGCCAGCCAUAUAAUGGGGACGAAGUUGCUCUAGCUGGUGAUGGUUCAUUGAUGGUAGUCCGAUCUUCGGAGAAUAAAGCUCAGAGAUAGGAGGAAGAUCAAGUACCUAGUAGUGGUAGUAGUUUAAUAUGUUUAUUGUGUGUGGAACCUUUAAGUAUGCAUGUUUGUUUAUGUCAUGGCGUUUUAUCCUUUAGGAUAAAGUGGGCACCUAAAAAUUAUCUUGAUGUUAGUAGUCAUCUCCAUCAUCCUUACCCCUCCCAACUGGUCGUCUAAGAGGGCUGGUGGUAAUGCGGGAGUCCUUUGAUAGCAGGAAUCUGGAGGACUUGUAGUUGACUGUGGAUUGCUGAAACAGUUGGUUGUAGUAUUAGUAGUCGUUGUUGUCGUCGUUUAACUAUGCUUAUUGUAUGUCGAACUUCGAACUAGAAAGAAUGUUAGCUAUGUUUAUGGAGUGACAUUAUUGACCUGCAAGUAUGAACGACAAUAAACUUUUCCGUUGUUCUUAAGUGAAAUGAUGUGAUGCCUGUGGUUUUCGAUGUGAGUUGAGGGCUUUUAGGGGUUGUUUUUAUGGUGAAUAUUGGCAUGCAUUUGAUGAGUUCUAUGAGAAAAAUCUUUUUGCUCAAUAUGAGAUUAUGGUAACUGAGGUGAACUUUGUAUGCUGAUUUUAAUAGCACAUCUGUAUGUACCCUCAUGAUUUACUUGAUACUGCUUCCUUUGUCAAUCGCCCAGUUUCACUAUCAUGUCUCUGCCUCUCUUUGUGAUUCUUAAAUCUUAAUCCCAUCAGUACCGUCCACUUUUCCCUCUUUCUCUUCUUCUUCUUCUUCUUCUUCUUCUUCUUCCAGUCUCGGAUGGAAGUCUGCCGAGUUUUGGUUGGAGACGUUUGUUCCUGUUCUGCUCCAGCAGGGCACAGAACUCGAUUGGGAAUUUCCCUGCAGAACAAGAACCCAAAUUUUUGAAGAGGAAAAGGCUGAAUGAAUUUGUUGUGCAAUCCUCAACUAUAGGAUAGUGAAUAGCCCUCCUAAAUCACUUGGCCACCAAAGAACAAGUCAUGGUUCAAGUUUGUCAGAAUGCUGCACCUCAAGGUCAAAGUUCAUCUUCUAUUGCUUUCUGCAGCAGAUGUUUUUUGCUUCUUAUCUAUUAUUUUUACAACGAAAAUGAGGAUCCUAUUCUGUGGCAAACCUGUGAAAUGAGGUCAUGGUUAUUGGAGGUAGGAACAGAGGCUGAUUCGGAGUUUUUUCGAGAACAGGGUGAAGCACAUUCAAGAUCUGUAUGGCCAUGAAUUUGCCACCCGUCUGGGCAAUGUAUUCACUGUUGAGAAAGCUACUAAGCCAAUGGUGUAUCUCCCCAACAGCAAGGCGCAGGGUAAGAGCUCUCUAUUACCAAGGAGGCAAAGAUGAGGAUUACCACGGCCCAGGCAGCUGCAGAGGGAAUUUGGAACUCAAAAUGGAUGUGGCUGCUGUGUUUACCUCCUAUAAAUCAAUUCGGGUGGCAAACGUGAAAUUUUUAAGCAAUUCGGGUGACCAAACUUGCAAUUAAGCCCAUUAUUUUACUACUCACACCUAACCCACUACCCACAACUUGUGGGUAUGGUUACCCACAAUAGGUGCGGGUUGGUGCGGUUUGCGGAUUAUCCACAACCCACAACCCGCAACUCAAACUUCCACCCCUAACUACCAUAUAUUAUAUGAGAGGUGACCUAACUGAUUGGAUGGGUGACAAAAGAAAAAUACAAACGAGUACUAGCAACAGUAAAAAUGCUCUCCAAUCAUUCAUGUCAAAAUUCUAGGUCUUUGUCUUCCAUUAACUAGAUAGGCUCUCCAAUUUUCCAACAAUUAAAACCGCAAUCCACCAAAUAUGUGAACUAAAAAGUAAAACCUCAGCAAUUCAUAUUUCAUAUGAUUCAUGUCGCAUUUUCUCAUCCUUAUAUGCACAUGUGGCAGUCUUUUUUAUUUUUCUAUUCUUUCAAAGAUAUGAUCCGUAUCUUCAUUCUUCAUAUAAUAUUCACAUCAUGCGCAAGAACAUAUAUAUAAUAAUAAUAUAUAUGGUCUCAAGUGAAGGACUCGUAAUCUAGUGCUGUUGAAGUGACGGGGUAGGUUAGGUAUUCGAGGUUGCUAACUUGUCCUACUAAAGAAUUAGCCGUUUUGUUUUGCAAGCAUUACUAGACAAGUAGGCGAGUAGAUAUUUAUCUAUCUACUCGUUAACUUGUUAGAGGAGAAGAUCGAUAAUGUUUAACAAGCAAUCGCUGACAAAUUACUCUGUACGAUGCAUUAUGGAGCAAGUUAGCAAAAGAUGCAGCCGAUCGAGGACCCUGACGUUGCAUCGUUCUUGCUUCUCACGUGUCGGAAAGUGGGGUAGUGGAAGUUUUAAGUACAUACUGAAACCCUAGCUAGCAGCUGAAAGGAAACUGCAAGUAGGUAGGGUUUUCUUUUCAGCCGAGUUUUUGGCCUACGUCUCAGGUUUUGUUUUACAUUAUCAUCAUCUCAUCAUAUAUAUAGGCCUAUAGGCGCUUGUGUGUAGAUAGAUUUAGGUCGAGUGGCUGCCAUGCAAUAACUUGGCAGUGUCAAGCAGUUAUAGUGAUGAUCUAUACAAAUUCGUUAGGUCGUCGUCAUGAUCAUGAUUCAUGCAGCAUGAUGGUGAUCCAGUCCUUCUACAUAUCCCUGCCAUCGGAGCCGUCUAAUAAAUCGUGACGAUCCUG